Messenger RNA from Moneuplotes crassus, 835 nucleotides. NCBI's taxonomy places the organism in Eukaryota, Ciliophora, Spirotrichea, Euplotida, Euplotidae. The record is from the annotation of a GenBank genome assembly.
UUAAAAAUAUUUAGUUGAAAUGAUUAGCUUGAUUCUAUCCAAGAUGCUAGGAAAGAUCCCUCCCAUUACGAGGGUCCUUCUGCUAUGCAUUCUAGGUGUUUCCUUUAUCGGCUCGCAUUGAGCUGGGCUUUACUCCUUACACUAUGACUAUCAUCUAAUUUUUGUUGAAAAACAGUACUAUCGACUUUUUACGAGUAUAUUUUGAGUAGGAAAACUUAAUAUGCUUUCCUCCAUCAAAAUUUACAUGCUAUUCAGGUUCUCCGCCAAGCUUGAAGACGAUUGUUUCAGGAGUAAGUCUGCAGACUACUUCCUGUUUAUCCUUAUCUUGCUAUCUCUAACCCUAUUAACUUCAUUCAUGGUUGAGCUUCCAUUUACAUUUCAGUGAUUAUGCAGUACCCUCAUAUGUAUUUGGGCUAAAAAGAAUUUGAAGCAGUCAAUCAGCCUCUUCGGGCUGAUCAACUUCAGAGCUCCUUACUUGCCAUAUAUUUUCCUAAUCGUCAAUAUUAUUGUUGGCGGCAACUUUAUAGUCAAAAGUUCAAUCGCCGAAGCCUGGUAUGAGCAAAGACAGUUCUUUAACAAGAACAUUAUAUAUGAACUUUUUGGAGUAAUAGUAGGCCAUAUAUACUAUUAUUUCUACUUUGUUGUUCCAAAGUUACCAUACACCAGAGACAUCUCGAUCUUGUCCUCCCCACAAUUGCUCUGAAAGAUUACAGAUUGGCUCGGACUUGACUCAAAAAGAGAACUUAUCCUUGAAGCAGGGGAUUUCAUCGAUGAUGAAGCCUUGCUUGAGAGGAUCCAAAAUAAUCAACUUCAAUUAUAAAUCAUUCUUUCCUAA